Messenger RNA from Penicillium lagena, 432 nucleotides. RefSeq lists its product as uncharacterized. The record is from RefSeq and is a predicted model, not a curated record. NCBI's taxonomy places the organism in Eukaryota, Fungi, Ascomycota, Eurotiomycetes, Eurotiales, Aspergillaceae. The transcript is spliced from 2 exons. The coding region runs from base 1 to 432 and encodes 143 amino acids.
AUGCACCGGUCAUCUUGGCGACAUCGUUUUGCUCAAGUUGGGGUACCCUGCCAUCGGCUGGGCCAAUGUGGGUCAACAACCGUCGGCACUUGCCGACUCGACGGGAUAUCCGAAAACAAACAUGGCCCAGCACUUUCUAGCACCACAUGGCCCGGCACCAACAGCUUCCAGACAAUUAGUGUCUCGGUCAGGGCGGACCAAAAUGCGGAUUGUUCACAGAAGCUGCGCAACUCGUUUGAUAGGCACCAAGUACACCUGUGGCCUGGAGCAAUAAGACUGAUUCCUUCGGUCCUGGACCCAAUGACUUCUUCGACGCUAUUUACCAUAUGCAUGCUCAUCCUCCAGACCACCGCGAAGCCCGUCUUCAACUAUGCUGGUUUCACCGUCGAUGGCAUCAGCAAAGAUAUUCUGCAGCUCAUUGAGGCGUUUUGA